AUGAACUUGCUCAUGGAUAGCCUGCCGUCGCAUGCGAAUCCCGCCGUGCGUCGCACAACGCCGCCGCAACAGCAGACCGAGCUACGCAUCUCCACCAGCCCCACAGCAACAGCAGCAACAAUGACACAGCAGCAACAACAGCAGCAGCAACAGCAGCAGCAGCAGCAUUCCAACAACAACAUUAACAACAACAACAACAAUGAAACGCCCAGCGUCAAGACGACAUUGAAACGCUCCUUUGAUGUGGCCUUUCUGAUGAUGCCCGAUGAGCGCAUCAAGCAGAAGCAGGCCGAGAAGCAGGCACGCCUGCAGGAGGCACUGCAGCAACAGCAGCCGCUGCAGUUGCAUCACUUUCCCACGGAUCUGUCACCGCGUGCCGCCGCAUCACAGCCGCCCUCGCCGGCGGCUCUGGAGUAUAUUAGUCUGCUGGAGGCGCGCCAACGCUAUCCACAGCUGAUGAUGCGCUCGCCGCGCGUCUAUGAUGAUCCGACGUUGGUUAUACCGCUGGUGGACUCGCCAGAGGCAACAGUGUCGCCGCCGCCGCAGCCGUUGCGUAGCGCCUUCACGAAGGUGGCCUCCUCGCUGUCCAGCUCCUCGUCGCCCUCGACGGUGUCGCGGCUGGAGUCGCCGGUGGAUGUGAGUGCGCCACCGCUCAGCCCGGAUCAGUUGAGCUGUCAUUCCAUGAGUCCACCUGUGGUGGCCACGCCUCCACCGCGCACCAGCAGCGGCGGCGGUGGAGGUGGCGGUGGUGGUAACAAUACAACAGCGCCCAACACUUUACCCAACGGCAUGCCUAGCAAUCCCAUCAUGUACCACAACUUUCGGCCCGAGUAUCAGUUCAAUGGCGCCUUUCAGGCCGUGAAUCCCAUGCAGGCGCUUCAGGCACAGCAGAGACUCAAACAGCAACUGCUCUACAGGCCGCCCACGGCGCCCAAUGGCCACAGUCCCAAUGGCUGCUCAUCGAAUCCCUCAUCGCCGCCAACGGGUCCGCCACCGGAGUUUCUGCAUGCCGCUUACCCAGGAUUUGGUCAUCCUCCGCAUCCCUUUGCGGUGGCUCAGCCACUGCAAAAUCCCGCUGCAGCAGCGAUUCUCUCCACGCUCAUACCACCGACGCUGGCUUCCACCUUCACGCUGACCGCACAGAAUGUGUGCGCCAAGUGCAACAUUAGCUUCCGCAUGACCAGCGAUCUGGUCUACCACAUGCGCUCCCACCACAAGAGCGAGGUGGCCUGCGAUCCGAAUCGCCGCAAGCGCGAGGAGAAACUGCGCUGUCCCGUCUGUCAGGAGACAUUUCGCGAACGGCAUCAUCUCACGCGGCACAUGACCGCGCAUCAGGACAAGGCCAGCGAUCAUCAGCCAACGCCGGAGGAGUCCAACAACGACAAUGAGAUUAUCAAUGUGGGUGGCGGCACACCGCCAGGACGUAGAUCUGGAGGUGGCUCCAAAUGA
Molecule: messenger RNA, 1449 nt
Organism: Drosophila novamexicana
Lineage: Eukaryota; Metazoa; Arthropoda; Insecta; Diptera; Drosophilidae
Product: protein enabled
Exons: 1
Coding region: 1-1449 (482 amino acids)
Biological process (GO): regulation of DNA-templated transcription
Cellular component (GO): nucleus
Source: RefSeq, a predicted model, not a curated record